AUGAUGGAGAUUACCAGAGAAAGUGAGUUUUUUAUUCGAAUUUUUCAUAGAAAUGUUUGUUUAUAAGUACUCGAAAACAAUUGAAAGUUCAAAAAAACAUACAUACCUGGAUUAACAAUCCCAAAAUUACAAAAAGUACAUAAAACUCUGGAAAAACUUUUGGGCUACUGUAGAUCUGGACCAAGUCAUAAUUCAAUUCACCAUCACCACUACCUAGUGAUAUUUUGAAACAUAUUUUAAAAAUUGUAGAUAACUAUUUUGAUCAUAACUUUUGCCACGUCAUACAUAUUUGUUUUUUUUCCAAAAAAUUUUGAAGGGCGCGCCCCUCUUGUAAACAAUAAAAUGCAAUUUUUCUCAAAACUUUUCUAAGAAACUGCAAUUUUUCCAACUUGAUUUGUCUUUUUUUUGCAAAUUUCCUCAUCACCGAUCAAUCUGUUAUUUACCCAGAUAUAAAUCAGAUUUACAAGCACAUUGACAAAUAACAUUUUUUGUAACAUUAAAAAUUGCUCCCCUAUCUUUAUCAACAAAUACAAAUUUCAAAAAAAAAUUACACUAUAUCCUGAUUUUUUCGAAAUGUAUGGAAAUCGGAAUGGUAAGUUGUUUUCUUAUUGACUUCCGCUAGAGAUUUCGAUCAGAUUUAUUUUGCAUAGCUUGUUUGCUGGGAAACAUUUUGAAACCAGACCAAAAAAAUCUGAAUCUGAUUCAUUUUUUUUCUGAACAAUUUCCGAAACCAAAUGAAGCAUGGUAUUUGAGAAAAUGUAAGGGUUGAGCGAGUUUUCUUUGGUUUUUUCGCAUUUCGUCUCGUCUCGUUUCAUUUCAUUUUGUUCAGAAAAAGUGGAGGUGUUGAAGGACGACGCCUCUUUUUUUUUCUUGGACGAAAAUUAUAUAUUAAUACUUGACCAAUUUCUUCAAUAUGGUUUAUUUUGUUGAAAUUUUUUCAAAGAUUGUCUGGAGAAUAUCGUUAUUUUUUCAGCCAUGUCGUUCUCUUCUUCAACGCCAUCGGCUCGUGCGCCACUUGGUGGCAGAACUUCUACCAAUCAUACAUGUGAGUUUAUCAGAAGUUUUUUAAGGAGAGUUAAGACGUUUCUAAACUUUUGUUAGAUAAUUUAUAAUUUCAGUCUCAUAAUCACCAGGAAAGUUUGAAUUAUAUUCAUCUUCUAAUUUUCAGCGCAAGAUCGUAUGCUUAAAAUCGUCACUGAAAUGCGUUCAGGAACCACUUCCAGCGUAUCACCAUUCGGCCAACAUGCCGCUUCAACAAUCCGCGACUCUCGCGAACGUGAAAAAAAAGAGAUGUCAGAUCUCAACGAUCGUUUAGCUAGUUAUAUCGAAAAAGUUCGAUUCCUUGAGGCACAAAACCGUAAAUUGGCUGCUGAUUUGGAUGCAUUGAGAUCAAAAUGGGGAAAAGAUACGCAUAAUAUUCGUAAUAUGUAUGAAGGUGAACUUUCGGUAAGUUGAAAUGAAAUCUAAAAAUUUUGAUAUAAAUGUGAACAACUGAACUUUAGGAUGCUCAAAAAUUGAUCAAUGAUACUAACAAUCAAAGAAAAGAAUUGGAAGGACAAAUUCGGAAAAUGCAAGAUGAAUUGACUGAAAUUCGUAGAAAAUAUGAGGAUGCAAUCAAGGGGCAUGAACAAGAUCGUAUUAAAAUUGAUCAAUUAUUAGUUCAACUUUCUCAACUUGAAGCCGGAAUCAAUUUGCUCAAGCGUCAAAUCGCUCAAUUGGAAGAUGAAGUUAAACGUAUCAAAUCGGAAAAUCAACGUCUUCUCUCGGAACUUCAAAGAGCAAGAACUGAUUUGGAUCAAGAAACGCUUAACAGAAUUGAUUAUCAGAACCAGGUUCAAACACUUCUCGAAGAAAUUGACUUCCUUCGUCGUGUUCAUGACAACGAGAUUCGUGAAUUGCAAACUCUUGCUUCCCGCGAUACAACUCCCGAAAAUCGUGAAUUUUUCAAAAAUGAGCUCUCAUCCGCAAUUCGUGACAUUCGUGAGGAAUAUGACCAAGUUAACAAUGUUCAUCGAAAUGAUAUGGAAUCGUGGUAUCGUCUCAAAGUUCAAGAAAUUCAAACACAAAGUGCAAGACAAUCUAUGGAACAAGGUUAUGCUAAAGAAGAAGUUAAAAGAUUGAGAACACAAUUGAGUGAUUUAAGAGGAAAAUUGGCGGAUUUGGAGAGUAGAAAUUCGCUUCUCGAAAAACAAAUUCAAGAAUUGAAUUAUCAAUUGGAAGAUGAUCAAAGAUCAUAUGAAGCAGCUUUGAAUGAUAGAGACGCUCAAAUUCGCAAAAUGCGUGAAGAAUGUCAAGGGCUCAUGGUCGAACUUCAAAUGCUUCUUGAUACCAAACAGGUGAGCGGUCUAAAUAUUUGUUCAGAAAAUAUUUGUUUUCAAAUAAUUUAAAGAAAUGUUACUGCUUUUGAAAAAUUCAAUUCUAUAAUUUUUUUCACAGAAGGUUCUGGUUAUCCUAAAGUAUGAGAAUUUCCAGAGUCAUUAAGUUCUAGAAAUCCAUUGCAAAAAUCAGUUUUCACACCAGUGUAGAACCAAAUACUAAAUUUUUCAGACGCUCGAUGCUGAAAUCGCAAUCUAUCGUAAAAUGUUGGAAGGUGAAGAGAAUCGUGCCGGUCUCAAGCAACUCGUCGAACAAGUUGUCAAAACUCACGCAAUUUCUCAAGAAUUCGACACCGAAACAAUGCGUGUCGUCAAAGGUGAAACCGCUUCCCGUCAAUCAUUCCAACGUUCUGCUAAAGGAAACGUUUCAAUCCAUGAAGCCACUCCAGAUGGAAAAUACAUCGUUCUUCAAAACACUCACCGCGCCAAAGAUGAACAUAUUGGUGAUUGGAAAUUGAAACGAAGAAUAGAUGGAAAACGCGAAAUCGUUUACACAAUUCCAAAAGAUUUUGUCCUUCAAGGUGGAAAAACUUUGAAGAUUUUCGCCAGAAAUCAAGGAGUCGCUUCACCACCUGAUACUUUGGUUUAUGAUGGUGAUGAUAGUUUUGGAAGUGGUAACAAUGUUCAAACUAUUUUGUUCAAUAAAGAAGGCGAAGAACGCGCCACACAUAUCCAACGUCAAAGUAACGCAUAA
Caenorhabditis angaria is the source of this 3069-nucleotide messenger RNA. NCBI's taxonomy places the organism in Eukaryota, Metazoa, Nematoda, Chromadorea, Rhabditida, Rhabditidae. The record is from the annotation of a GenBank genome assembly.